This is a messenger RNA of Lolium perenne, 954 nucleotides long. NCBI's taxonomy places the organism in Eukaryota, Viridiplantae, Streptophyta, Magnoliopsida, Poales, Poaceae. The record is from RefSeq and is a predicted model, not a curated record.
ACAAAGCCUGAGUCGUAACAUCAGGCCACAACCCGAGCGUUCUACAAACACUUUCAUCCACGCCAUUACAGGAGCAUCUAGGGCAAGCAAGACGUGGCCAUGGCAGGAGGCGACGAGCUGAAGGUGCUGGGCGUGUGGACGAGCCCGUACGUGAUCAGGGUGCGGGUGGCGCUCAACCUCAAGUCGCUGCCGUACGAGUACGUGGAGGAGAACCUGGGCAGCAAGAGCGCGCUGCUGCUGGCCUCCAACCCGGUCCACAAGACCGUGCCGGUCCUUCUCCACGGCGGGCGCCCCGUGAACGAGUCCCAGGUGAUACUGCAGUACAUCGACGAAGUCUGGGCCGGCACCGGCGCCCCGUCCUUGCUCCCCGCCGACCCCCACGAGCGCGCCGCGGCCCGGUUCUGGGCAGCCUACGUCGACGACAAGAUCCGGGCGGCGUGGCAGGGGAUGCUGUUCACGUGCACGACGGAGGAGGAGCGGGCGGCGGCGGUGGCCCGCGCCGUGGCGGCGCUGGAGACGCUGGAGGGCGCGUUCGAGGAGUGCUCCAAGGGGAAGGCCUUCUUCGGCGGCGACGCAAUCGGGUUCGUGGACGUCGUUCUCGGCGGCUACCUCGGGUGGUUCCGGGCGGUCGACAAGAUGAUCGGGUGCCGGCUGAUCGACCCGGCGAGGACGCCGAUGCUGGCGAGGUGGGAGGAGCGGUUCCGCGCGGCGGAGGCGGCCCGGGGCGUGGUGCCGGACGACGCCGACAAGAUGCUCGAGUUCCUGCCCACUGUGCUCGGCUGGAUCAACGCCUCCAAAUCCAAGUGAACUGUGACAUCGUCCGUUCCGACAUUUGUGUGUGUGUCCGAGUCCGUCAAGUGUGUACGUGCUUAAUAACAACUGUACCACAUGUCAUUUGUGCUGUACGGAGGGAAAGUAAAGCUGAAUAAAUUUAAUGUUGGUGUGCUUUCUUUA